AGGUCCGAUCCGCUCGAUUCGCCGGCGGCGCCACCAACCAGCAAGGAGGCACAACUUGAUGGCAAUGUAGUCACAGAUUUGCCAAGUGAUCCUAUAUUGCACAACAUGAGAACUCGAAGGGUUCAAGCUGCCAGCAUGGGCAUAUCAGAAUCAAGACAAAAGCAAGUCUACCUUAUUUCACUGAUAAACAAAGGCAGAGUUGUGGCCAAAGGGAAGUUAGUGACUACAGAUAGCCAAAGAGAAAUAUUAGGAGCAAAGCUUGGACCAGAAUAUUGUGGGGUUCUUGUUGAAGGCCUUGAAAAUAUUGAACUUGGCAAUAUUAUAGAUGAGGAGAUACCUAGACCAUCUAAUCAGAUUCGUACACUAAUUGAUGCUAUUGGCUAUGUUAUUCCUUGGCCAAUUACACAUGUGAAGCAAGCUAGAAGCUCAUCUUGUACCCGCAACAAGUUGGUACCUGCAGCAUGUGGACAAAGCUAGAUGGGAAGCCUAGUAUAAUUGCAAAGUGAAUCAGUUCGAUUCUAGUAGUUACUAAAAUUUUUAAGUGAUAUUUGUAUGAUAUUGCCACUUUGGCUUUGCUUCUUUGUGAACACAAUUGGCAGUUACUGAACAUGUUUGCUAUCGAGUUAGUUAGCUUCUUGAUAUUUUGCCAAGGCCAAAAGCAAUAUUAUUGAGGGUUUAUAAUU
This is a messenger RNA of Zea mays, 683 nucleotides long. RefSeq lists its product as uncharacterized. The record is from RefSeq and is a predicted model, not a curated record. The transcript is spliced from 5 exons. Bases 106 to 477 code for a protein of 123 amino acids. Lineage: Eukaryota; Viridiplantae; Streptophyta; Magnoliopsida; Poales; Poaceae.